Messenger RNA from Lactuca sativa (garden lettuce), 1799 nucleotides. Its product is annotated as TLC ATP/ADP transporter. Lineage: Eukaryota; Viridiplantae; Streptophyta; Magnoliopsida; Asterales; Asteraceae. The record is from RefSeq and is a predicted model, not a curated record.
CGAAACUCUUUCUCAAAAUCAACACAUGACGGAGAAUAAAUUGUUUUCGUGACUUGAGCGAUCUUUUGUUUUGACUGGCAAAGUUUCAUGUAUUGUUCCGAUCUCAAUACAGCCUUCAACGUCUCUACCCUCGCGAACAAAACUAAGAUACAAGAUGAUCGCAGCAAGAUCCCCAAUUCAAUCCUUCCUAUCCUUCUUCCUCAAUAUUCAUCCUCACGAAACCUACUCCGUUUUCUACUCCACCUCAUCUUUCUUCUUUGUAUUAAGUGCGUAUUUUGUGGUUUUGCCAUUACGGGAUGAAGGUGCUAUCUCCUUAGGUAUUGGCAAUAUUCCGGGACUCUUUGUGGGAUCCUUGAUACUUACAUUGAUUGCUGCCCCUCUUUCAACUCUCAUCUUUUCAUUGCCUAAUCUUCCUAAAGCUAAGGCUUUGGUCUUGAUACACAGGUUUUUCAGUGCAAGUCUUGUGCUGUUUUUCAUAUUAUGGGCGCUAUCUUCUCCUGCAAAUACAUUUCCCACCUUCAAGGGUUUCUUCUCUGUGUCAUCCACCAUUAAAGAUGAAAUAAAGGUUGAAACUGAACCUGUUUCUACAAACCCUAGCGAUUGGGACAAGCAUGGAUGGUUUUACAUUUCAGUCAGAAUAGGGUUCUUCUUAUGGGUUGCUCUGCUAAAUCUUAUAACUAUAUCUUCAACAUGGGCAAGAGUGAUUGAUGUGAUGGACAAUGAGUCAGGUUCAAGACUGUUUGGAUUUAUAGGUGCUGGUGCUACUCUUGGUCAGCUUUUUGGUUCAUUGUUUGCUACAGCAAUGGCCUGGGUGGGACCAUAUCUAUUGCUAUUUGCUGCUCUCUUGAUGGAAUUGGCUGCACAGACAUCUAAAAGGAUCAAUAAGGAUGUAUCUGUUCCUUCUGAAGAAAUGGUUUCUCUCAGAAAAACAAAAGUUGAUGAUCAAGAUGAGAUCAACGAACCAGAUUCAUCUGAUCACAAACAAUCUUCUUCACCAAUUGCUUCAACUUCAAAUCUUGAUUCAACAAAGCCUCGAUUCUGGGCUUUACUAGAUGGAUUUUCCCUUAUAUGGUCUUCAAAUUAUCUAUUAGUUGUAUCAUUGUUCUUAUUUCUAGGAGCAAUCACCUCUUCCUUCUUCUACUUCCAGAAAGUAACAGUAAUUGCCUCAACUGUUACAACCCCUACUGAAAGAAGACGAUUAUUUGCACAAAUCAAUAGUUUUAUCGCUGUUUUUAUCCUCGCUGGACAGCUUACUUUAACAGGUCGGAUCCUUACUGUAGCUGGAGUUACUGUUGCUCUUUGCUCUGCACCAUUUAUAUCCUUCUUGAAUACGAUUACAAUCGCUGUUUGGCCAACUUAUUUUUCAGUUGCUCUCUCAGAAACCAUCCGGAAGGUGGUAACAUAUGUCGUAACUAGACCAGGAAGAGAACUACUAUUCACCGUCGUAUCACAAGAUGAAAAAUACAAAGCUAAGGUAUGCAUAGAUGUACUUGUGCAAAGAUUUGGAGAUGCUACGGCAGCUGGGAUGUAUAAGUUACUUUACAGCAAUCUCAAUGGCAAAACGACACAUAUUUCGCUUUAUGCUAUGCCCAUUUCUGUUUUAUGGAUAUUUACGGGAUUUCACUUGGGUCGUCGACAAACACAACUUGCCAAAUCACAGAAUCUCUCAUUCUCCUAAAAAAAAGGUGGAUUUUUCAAUUUUCAUUAGUUGUGUGUAAUAGCUAAUGAUUGGAUCUCAAAAUAACAUAUGAUUAUUAUUAUCUUUAAUAGAAGUUUAAAAAAAAAAUUGGAUUGAAGUA